Molecule: messenger RNA, 1476 nt
Organism: Pochonia chlamydosporia 170
Lineage: Eukaryota; Fungi; Ascomycota; Sordariomycetes; Hypocreales; Clavicipitaceae
Exons: 1
Coding region: 1-1476 (491 amino acids)
Source: RefSeq, a predicted model, not a curated record
AUGACUUCGACAAGUACUUCGCCAUCUCCUCCACAUACCCGACUUCCUCAAACACGUCCACCACCCCCGGCCUCGACAGCGUCAUCAACUCGGCGUACCACCGAUACAAGACGGGAACCUUUCCCAUUCUCAAUGACAAGGCCCUUUCGACCCAAUCCUACGUCAACCAGCGUUGCACCUUCAACAGCAGAAGGGAGAGCCAUCCCCGUAGAUGAUACCACGGCUGAACACCGAACCUCGGCGCUACGAGAGCUCAACAGCCAUUACCCUAGCAGGCACCGCUAUGCGAAAUCCACAGGUGCCCAAUCCAGCACCUAUUCCGAACCUGUCAUUGUCCGCAGCUACUACUCCCCUGCUCCAAGUCGGCACGAUAGUUCCACUCGACGCCGAACUGGUCGUGGUGGGGCCGGGUCCGAGGUUGGUGGCCCAGUGGCCGGUGUGACUCGGGCUCUCCCCUUCUCAAGCAAGGUCUCAACGGCUGGGAAUGGAAUGCUGAGCACCAUGGCGAGAGUGUACAAUGGGAAGAUGCCUUCUGUCGAGUCUCAACAAGACACCCACCUGCCCCCCGUGGAGGCCUUCACAUUCAAGAGCUUCAUGGCAAAUAUGGAAGCCGAUGCAGGCACGGGUGAUAUAAACUCUGAUUUGGACAGGAUAGCCGAGAUUUGUGCUCGAUCACGGUAUUCCCUGAGCAACCAGUACGAGGUUCACUAUGCCCCGCAUGGGUCCGGAACCUCAUUCCUUGCAUCGACACAGGGGCAUGAGCCUCAGGGCCCGACAUUACAAGCAGUAUCAUCAGAUGAUGAAGGAGAGUUGAGAAUUACUACACGACGGCGGAGACAGGCGGCAAGGAGAAAUAGUAGAGCAAUGGGCACAUUAGAAACCAUCAUGUCAUCAAGUCGGUCAUCGGACGAGGAAAAGUCCAAAAAGAAGUCGGCUUCUGAGCUCGCCAAUGAGGUCCGUGGACGACGGGCCACAAAGACCUCUGGCCGCUCAUCGCCGACGACAUCUUCACGCAGUGAACAGGGCGAUUCCAAAUCUCAGGAGGGCGAACAACGGCCGAGGACACCGGCGAGACGGCCAUCGACUUCAUUAGCUUUGAUAGACAGCUCAAGACAGAACGGUACACCGGACGCAACACCCCGAACAUCUGCUACUGCGUUAGUGAGUGAACCUGCAUUGCCGCGUGCAUCAAACAGUCAAUUGGAGACGAGGACAACCGCGGAAGGUGAAUCAAGGAAACCGCCUUCGAAAAACAAUCCCCCGUCGCGACCAGACAAGCUGGAGGAGCAUGUGGCACGGGGAUCAAUAUCUUCGAUUCAGGACGAUCCACCAGACACCGGUAUUCUCUCGGCGCUUACAGGUUGGCUACCAUGGAAAUCAAACGCCUCAAGACCCAAGGGUCGAGCUGAAGGCAGUCUACGGGAUCUUUUAAAAAGUACAGAAACCAAGGGCAAGAGCGCCGAGUCAAUUGUGUAA